AUGACUAAUUAUCAAGUCAAUGAUGAUGAUCCUGAAGAAGUAGGAUUAAUAUCCGAAAAUGCAAAACGUAAUAAAAAGAAUACGUUCCUAGUUUUUUCGAUUAUUCUUGUUAUUUUAUUCAUUGUGACUGGAUUUGGUGCUGCUUUAAGCAGUUUCACCGGUAAUAAUGUUAAAAAUGAAAAACGUAAUGUGAUAUUAAUGAUUUCAGAUGGAUUUGGGCCAGCAUCGGAAACAUUUGCAAGAUCAUAUUAUCAAUACAUUAAUCACGUACCUUAUAAACAAGUGACACCGUUAGAUGAGAUUCUUAUUGGAACUUCAAGGACAAGAUCUUUUGAUAGUUUAGUUACUGAUUCUGCUGCUGGGGCCACUGCCUUUUCAU
Messenger RNA from Entrophospora candida, 379 nucleotides. NCBI's taxonomy places the organism in Eukaryota, Fungi, Glomeromycota, Glomeromycetes, Entrophosporales, Entrophosporaceae. The record is from the annotation of a GenBank genome assembly.